Brassica oleracea var. oleracea is the source of this 1535-nucleotide messenger RNA. RefSeq names its product U-box domain-containing protein 21. Gene Ontology annotation, molecular function: ubiquitin protein ligase activity. The coding region runs from base 83 to 1396 and encodes 437 amino acids. Gene Ontology annotation, biological process: protein ubiquitination. NCBI's taxonomy places the organism in Eukaryota, Viridiplantae, Streptophyta, Magnoliopsida, Brassicales, Brassicaceae. The record is from RefSeq and is a predicted model, not a curated record. The transcript has 2 exons.
GAUUUUCAUUAUUUUAUAAAACCCUCAGAAAACUAUAAUCUCCCAAAUCAAUCUUGGUUUUGUUGAGAUUGCUUCACAUAAGAUGGGUUUUACAUGGGGAAUGAGACUACGUGGAGCUAGCAAGAAGAAGAUAGCUCCGGUAAUGAGUUGGUCGGAAUCGACAUCGGAGCCGGAUAUAACGAUUCCGCCGGAGUUUCAAUGCCCGAUCUCAAUCGAUCUCAUGAAAGAUCCGGUGAUAAUCUCCACAGGCAUUACCUACGACCGCACAAGCAUCGAAAAAUGGAUCGAUUCAGGGAACAACACGUGUCCUGUCACGAACACAGUCUUGACCACUUUCGAUCAGAUCCCGAACCACACGAUUCGCAAGAUGAUCCAAGGAUGGUGCGUGGAGAUAGGAUCGUCGUUGAUUGAGCGGAUCCCAACGCCACGUGUCCCUUUGAUGCCGUGUGAGGUCUACGAGAUCUGUAGAAAGUUAUCCUCUGCUACGCGGCGUGGGGAUUACGAGAAAUGCGAGGAGAUUAUUUGGAGGAUUAAGAAGUUGGAAAAAGAAAGCGAGAAAAAUAGAAAUUGUAUUAUUGAAAACGGCGUCGCAUUGGUUUUGUGUGAUUGUUUCGAGAAGUUCUCGGCAGACGAGAAAUCAACGUCCAUCUUGGGAAAGAUUUUAUCUCUGCUGACGUGGAUGGUUCCUAUUGGGUGGGAGGGUUUAACGACACUGGCGUCUGCGUCGUCGUUUCGUUGCAUCGCGGGUUUCCUGAGGAGCAAGGACGAUACCGUUCGUGAAAACGCUGCGUUUUUGUUGAAGGAGAUCCUAUCGUUGGAAGAAACGCAAGUUCACGCGUUUGCGGAGGAGAACGGAGUCGCGGCAGCGUUUCUUAAACUUAUUCGCGAUUCCGUUUCGUCUAGCGCAACGAGAUCUUCCUUGACAGCGGUUUCUCAAAUGGUCUUGGCAAAGCCCGAGAUCGCGUCUGAGUUUCUCGAAAUCGGUCUUGUGAAUCAAACGGUGGAGAUGAUCAUUGAUGGUGAGAAUAGCGUUUGCGAGAAAGCGUUGGCGGUUCUAGACGCGGUUUGCGAAACCAGCGAAGGGAUAGAGGAAGUGAGGAAAAACGCGUUGGUGAUGCCGCUUUUGGUGAAGAAGAUUCUUAAGGUCUCUGAACAAGGGACGUGGAGCUCAGUGUCUGCGAUUUUGAAGCUGUGUAAAGCAGGGAACGCGUCCACGGUUGAAGAAGCGGUGCGUUUGGGAGCGUUUCAGAAGAUGUUUUUGGUGUUACAGGUUGGGUAUGGAGAAGUUAAGGAGAAAGCGACAGAGUUGUUGAAGAUGAUGAACACACAGAUGAAACUGAUGAGCGAUGAUGUUGAUUCUUCAAUGGAGUUUAAGUAUCUCAAGAAGCCAUUUUGAAGUAGAUAAAUUGUAUAAAGACAACCACAUUCUUUGCAAAUCACAGAUAUGAUCAUUAUGAAAAUGAAGCAAAUGAUCAAUGAGAAUUUAUAUAAAAUCUAAAUAAUGUUUAAAAAAGCCUAAAUGAAUGGGAAGAGAC